CGCCUUUUGGGUUAUUCACAUCAAACAGAAACGAUCCGUCGCCAACUUCGCACGCAAUUUAUACUGUCGCAUGGCUCAUACAUUUCCGCUGCAAUUUGCUUAGUUUUUUGUUCCCCAACCCGUGAAAAGUAGCCAUUCUCCGGACAUCCAGAAGCAGUGUAUCGCGGUGAAAUAGCAGCAGCAUUAACAGCAACAGUGAUAAGUGUACGAAUUUCAUCACAUUUGCAUCCGCACACAAGCCAUCAGGAGCGCUACUUGAGCUACGUUGAGCAGCUUUUUUGAACGCUUUUUCCUCACGGCUUUUGCUUCUUAAGCACCUGCAGCCUCUGUCGGUUCCGGUCAAGUGUAAGGCCAAAUAUUGCAGUUUGAACACUCAUUACAGAGGACCGCACAAUGUCGAGGCUCUACACGAAUAUGCAGGACUUCUUGGACGAAGCAAACGGCAACACGCUCCUGGCCAGCAAUACGGCAGCGGCAGCGUCAGCUGGUUUAAUAGCAGUUGCAGAGCCGAUUGCAGCAGCGGUAGACAGUGACACGCUAAUCAUUCAAUCACCCUCGAACGAUGACCUCAGCCAGAGCCUUUCCGAGUAUACCGAUGCGGACGAAAGCAUUUCUGCCCCAACGGAGCUGCUGGCGGAGUUUUUGUCGGCGGUGAUGUUGCGUGAUUACGUGAAUGCACUUAAAUAUUGCAAACUGAUUCUGCAAUAUGAGCCUAAUAACAGCACGGCUAGAGAUUUCUACCCUCAUAUCCUGUCGAAAAUCGCUUCGGAAGCAGGGGAACCGGAGCAGACAUCGGGCGAGAGUGACGAGAACUAUAACUUCAACUACAGUACAUCGUCUUCCAACUCGGAUGACAUCAACAUCGAUGAGGUGGUCAUGGUGUGCAGCAGUGACAGCGAUCAGUCGUCCAACUGCAGCUCGUUUUUGGACUACUCAAACACGAGCAGCAGUGCUGCUAGCGACGACUAUCUGAUGGACGAAAAGGCCUUGAAUCAGGCGAGCUGCAACAGCGCUUCGGACCAGUCGGACCAGCUACCGCCGUCACAGUCCGUGACCGAUAAUAAUACUUCCCACUCCUACUCCAGUCUGCUGUUGGAGGAAGAGGAGAAGGAUCUCACGUUGUCCGAUAUCUCCAACUUGAACAUCGAGGAUGACGAUAAUGGAGAUGAUUCUGGCGAUGGAGCGGUAGAGAAUCCCAUAUCUGCUCAACAGUCGACGAAACUUCAGAACACACCCCAACAGACUCCGCCCCAAACAAGUAGCACACCGCUUGCCUCCAAACUGGUCGCAUUGCUUCGAGCCAGAGUUAUACCUUCGAAGUCUUCGGGCAACGACUAAGGAUGAACCUCCGUGUAUACAAACCUUAUAUUGUACCUAUGGCCUUGCAUUGAUAAAACAUGCGUAAGGGGGAGAGGCGUUUCAGUUUUCGCUCGGCUCAAUGUUGAACCCAAUGUAAUCUGUUAAGAAAUGUUGAGGAAAUUUAAAAGGAGUCGUAGUAACGGAAUAUUCUAAUGAACCAUUUUUCUCUCUUGGAUAUUACGUUGUUAUCAAUCUAUAACAAGAACGAUCCUUUUUAUCUAAAUUUGUAGCUCAUAACGUACCUUAACGAUCCCUCUAUUCGCUCUUUGCUACAAGUAGUGUUUUACUGAUUUUUUGCAACCGGAUGGGCUGCUACCUUCCUGUAGCAAGCUUGAAGGGAUAAUCAUCGAAAGACCAACAUCAUCUUAGGCAGAAGACCAUUGUAGAAACCACUUUUAGGUGCAUUUACAGGAACUCUAUAUAGCGGUGUAAUAAAAGGGAAACUCUAAAACAAACAACCCGACUGAAUGACGCCCCAGUUGCAAAAUGUCUCCGGGGAGGGAACCAAAUACAAACGAAUAAUAGACAUAAACGUAACACAACUCAGAUUCGCUAGGAUUGAAUUGUUGGCUGUAGAAUCCGCAAACCUUAUUCGGAGCUAUUUAUUGUAGAACUCUUUAGAUGGGGAAGAACGAAAAAAAAUCAGCAAAUAUAAAGCAACAUAACAAAAAUUUGUAAUCGUUUUGUAGGUAGGAUUACUAGAGCGUAAAAGAAUGAGUUUUAUCUUUCGGUCGCACAUAUCUAGAGAGUAACUGGUUCCUUGGGUGUAGGCAAGUAAUUCUAUAUCAUAUAUAUUUACAUACAUAAAGAGUAGGCCUAUGUCACAUACCAAAAUUUGAAAAUUUUGUCCUUUUUGGAUAGGUAGUAUUGCGUAACUAUUUCAAAGGAUUACUUUCUAUAUUUUUGAAAUGCAUCUUUAGCUUAAAUUGCGAUUGCAAAAACUACGGUUACUAAGUGUGCUGCGUCCUAGUGGAGUGCACAGCAGGUCAAUAAUCAACUUACCAAUGAUGGUGCGUCUCCACAUGAGCAGAGAUACAUAAUACUUGAUGGUUUAAAAGUAUACGUGAUGCACAAUUAUGUUACACUUUUGUCGUGUUCAAAGAAAAACGACACAUGGUUAGUAAUAAUUCGGUCUGUGAAAUAGAUUACAAGUGCAACUUGGUUUAUGUUUCUAACGCUGCAUGCAUCCACUGUGGAAAAUUAAAGUGCGAUAACAUAAUACCGGUUAGACAAUUGAUCUCUCAGUAAGUUCCAAGAUAUAAUCAUCGUGUGUAAGAAGAGUGUGUAAUAAAAUAUAUAUGAAUAAAAUAAAA
This is a messenger RNA of Wyeomyia smithii (pitcher-plant mosquito), 2672 nucleotides long. RefSeq lists its product as uncharacterized. Lineage: Eukaryota; Metazoa; Arthropoda; Insecta; Diptera; Culicidae. Gene Ontology annotation, molecular function: protein binding. The transcript is spliced from 5 exons. The coding region runs from base 394 to 1338 and encodes 314 amino acids. The record is from RefSeq and is a predicted model, not a curated record.